GCCGGGGCGGCCCGGGGGGGUUCGGGGAGCGCGGCCCGGCCGCACCUCCCACCGAGAGCGGCCUUAAAGCGACACGAGGGGGUGGCAGCGGGACCGCCUGGCCUUGGGGACACCUCGGGGACGCCUCGGGAACACUUUGGGGACACUUUGGGGACACUUUGGGGACACCGUGGGGACACCUCGGUACCGAGAGGGGCGAAGGCCGCGACACCUCCAGACCCCUCUCAGGGCAGCACGGCCGAACCGGGAGCCACCGAGUGUCCCCGCGGGUGACAAACCAGGAGCCACCGAGUGUCCCCGCGGGUGACAACGGGGACUUGGCGGCGGUGACACCGAUUUGGGGGUGGGGGCGCAAAGCGGAACUUUAGUCUCGAGGCCGCGGUUCCAGCCGGGGCUGUUUUCCCUGCCCGGCGCGGUUUCGGGGGCGCGCCGGCGGAAGCGGAAGUGGCGGCGGGCGGGAUGGAGGAACCGGAGAUGCAGCUGAAGGUGAAGAAAGUGACGGACAAGUUCACGGAGAGCCUGUACGUGCUGGCCAACGAGCCCUCGGUGGCGCUGUUCCGGCUGCAGGAGCACGUGCGCCGCUCGCUGCCCGAGCUGGCCCAGCACAAGUCGGACAUGCAGAGCUGGGAGGAGCAGAGCCAGGGAGCCAUUUACACCGUGGAGUACGCCUGCAGUGCCAUCAAGAACAUGACCGACAGCAGCGUUUACUUCAAGAGCAUCGACAGCCUGCUCAAGCAUUCCAUAGCCAUGAAGGAGCAGCUCAACGCUGCCCAGGGCCGCAGCACCAUCACCCCCCAACCCAAGAAUCCUCCAGGAACUUCUUGAUUUUCCAUCCUGAAUUUUCCAAGAAGUGACAAAAAAAAACCUCUGGGGCUGCACAGGUAGAGAGACUCCUGAAUUCCCAGGAAAACCCCAAAAAAAAGCUGGAAAAUCCCAAAUUUUGCUUUUUGGGACCUCUUUUCCAUGGAAAAACAGGGUGGGUUUGUGUUUAUCCUUCCCUUUUUUUUUCCCAGGCUUUUUAAAAAUUUUUUUUUCCCAAAAAAAACCCUCAAAGAUGAAGUUUUGCUUUGGGAAUUUUGUGUAAAAAGCUGGAAUGUGAGCAACACUCCCAAGCUUUUGUUGAGGAGGAAUUCUCCAAGGAGAAACUUUUUCCAGCUGCUGCCAAGGAAUUGCUGGGUUUGCUUUUAAUGAGGACGAGAAUAAAAAGGAGAAAAAAAACCUCAAAAAACCUCAAAAAAUCUCCAAAAAAAAAAGCCCAACAAGAAAAUUCCUUUUAAAUUCUUCAAUUUUUCUCCUGUGGCCGUGGGAGCUUGGAGCUCCUUUUUUUAUCCUGGAGUUUCCAAGGGCAUGGAACAAAGGAAUGUGGAAUUUUAGGUUUUCAAAGAGAGAAAAAAAAAAAAUCCUUAAAA
Messenger RNA from Camarhynchus parvulus, 1409 nucleotides. It is a transcript of the gene BORCS8, whose product is annotated as BLOC-1 related complex subunit 8. NCBI's taxonomy places the organism in Eukaryota, Metazoa, Chordata, Aves, Passeriformes, Thraupidae. Bases 460 to 825 code for a protein of 121 amino acids. Gene Ontology annotation, cellular component: BORC complex. The transcript is spliced from 5 exons. The record is from RefSeq and is a predicted model, not a curated record.